AUGGAUAAGAGUUGGAUGCAUAAGUCAAGAUUGUCUAACGAGUAUGCAAAAGGAGUGGAGUCAUUUCUUGAUUUCGCAUUUGAUAAGUCAAGUGAAGACAACAUGAUUGUUUGUCCUUGUGUAAAGUGUGCGAAUGUUCAUUGGCACACGCGAGAAGUAGUGGAAGAACAUUUAAUGUGUGAUGGAAUCCUACGGGGUUACACUUGUUGGUUCUUCCAUGGGGAGCUUGUUCCUUCUUCAACAUCUAAUUUGGAUAACAUAAUCACAAUGCCUCCAAGCACCACUCAACCUACUUCAACCUUUCAUAGUAGCCAUGGUGCCAUGGGAGAAUUGUUACGUGAUGCUUUUAACAUCCGUCAUGAUGUUCAUGGGGGCAUUGAACCUAAUAUUGGAGAUGUUGUCAAUGAUGAAGCCGAAGUCCGGGGAUGGGGGCGGGAGUCGAAGCAACUAUGGGUUGGUGUUCAGACAUAUGAUGCAUCAAGGAAACAGAACUUCAAUUUGCGAGCUGCUCUAAUGUGGACAAUAAAUGAUUUCCCUGCUUAUGCAAUUUUAUCUGGUUGGAGCACGAAGGGAAAGUAUGCUUGCCCUUGUUGUGCUGCAGAAACAACGUCGAGAUGGCUAUCCAAUGGACAAAAGUUUUGUUAUAUGGGACAUCGGCGGUGGUUAGCAAAAGAUCAUCCUUAUAGGCUCCAAAAACAUCUAUUUGAUGGUACUUUAGAGCUACGUGAGGCUCCUUUAUCUACAAGUGGGUCAGACAUCUUGUUGAUGUUAAAUGACGUGCAAUAUAGCUAUGGGAAACGAAUAAAACAAAGGCUAAGAAAAUCAAAGGCUUCUAGUAGCUCAAAGAAAAGACAGAGGCAAGAAUCCAAUUUUCAAGAAGAUAGUGUCAUGGACAAGGAAGAAGAUGAAUCACAAGAAGCAGAUUUGUGGAAAAAGAGAAGUAUAUUUUUUGAUUUACCAUAUUGGGAGCAUCUCCUUCUGCGGCAUAAUUUGGAUGUGAUGCACAUUGAGAAGAAUUUAAAGAACUAUGUGCGGAACAAGAGAUAUCCUGAAGGUUCUAUUGCCGAAGGUUAUUUGGCAGAGGAAUGUGUGACCUUUUGUUCCCGAUAUCUGGAAGAUGUUGAAACAAUAUUUGAUAAACCAUCAAGGAAUUUGGGAGAAGUUCAUGAUGAGGCACUCGGGGGACCUUAUUUAUUUCAUAGUCAUGGACAACCAAUAGGCAAAUUUGAAAUUACAGAAUUAGAUGCUAAAUCAUUGGCACAAGCACAUCGAUAUGUCUUAUUACACCAUGACGUUACUGUCACACUACAAUCUGAGUACAAGAAUAUCUUAAGACAACAAAUGCGUGCUCGCCGUUCAACCGCUCGUGAUGUUGAUAUGCAAUUUACUAGGACCUUUCAUGAAUGGUUGGCCGAAGUUGUUUCUCGUGGAAGAAAUGUGACCGAAGAAGUUAGGUUCCUUGCACAAGGACCAAACCGAAUUGUUAAGCGAUACAAAGGAUAUAUCAUCAAUGGAUUUCGCUUCCAUACCAAAUCUCGUGAGAGAUUAAGGAGGACUCAAAAUUCCGGAUGUGUUGUUACUUCUUCAACAGUGAGUUAUGCUAGCGCAAGUGAUGCGAACCCCGUGCAAGGAAAUGUUGACUAUUACGGGAUUUUGAAUGACAUAAUUGAGCUAGAUUAUUUUCAAAAAUUCAAAGUUGUGUUGUUUCGAUGUGAUUGGGCUGAUGUUACUAAUAGUCGGGGUAUCAAGAAAGAUAAAUAUGGAUUUACCAUGGUGAAUUUUUCUAGAUUAAUCCAUACAGGUGCCAAUGUCAUUGAUGAGCCUUAUGUAUUUUCAUCACAAGUGAAGCAAGUAUUCUACAGUAAAGAUCUCACCGAAUCUGGAUGGUAUGUUGUGAUACGCAAUCAUGCUAGGGAAGUGUAUGACAUGGGUGAUGAAUCGACAGAAAGUGGUCCUCGAACUAAUUGUUUUCCUACUAGUAGUGAAGGGAUUUUAUCUUCUAACGAUGAUGAGCAAUGGGUUCGUGAAGAUGUCAAUGAGGAUGUAUAUGCAGCUUAA
This is a messenger RNA of Dioscorea cayenensis subsp. rotundata (Guinea yam), 2058 nucleotides long. RefSeq lists its product as uncharacterized. The record is from RefSeq and is a predicted model, not a curated record. The transcript is spliced from 5 exons. Bases 1 to 2058 code for a protein of 685 amino acids. Lineage: Eukaryota; Viridiplantae; Streptophyta; Magnoliopsida; Dioscoreales; Dioscoreaceae.